This is a messenger RNA of Hermetia illucens (black soldier fly), 4666 nucleotides long. It is a transcript of the gene Ranbp21, whose product is annotated as exportin-5. The transcript has 11 exons. Lineage: Eukaryota; Metazoa; Arthropoda; Insecta; Diptera; Stratiomyidae. The record is from RefSeq and is a predicted model, not a curated record. Gene Ontology annotation, molecular function: small GTPase binding; nuclear export signal receptor activity; RNA binding. Gene Ontology annotation, cellular component: cytoplasm; nucleus; RNA nuclear export complex. Bases 327 to 3857 code for a protein of 1176 amino acids. Gene Ontology annotation, biological process: RNA export from nucleus; protein export from nucleus.
UUCGCGCCCUUUUCUCCCUUCAAAACUUUUUAGCACACAACCGCUGUAUCAUCAGCCUCCCGCCCCCUUGAAAGAUACAAAAGAAUAUUUUUUUUUUAUGGUUAGGAAAAUGUUGUGUUCGGCAAAUUGACAUUUUUGUCGCGAGUGCAAUUUGGUCGCUGAUGUCAAUCUUUACAGAAAAUUCAGAUAAAAUUCACUUUCUGUGGAACUAUUACGGUGAAAAUUGACCAGAAGAAUUAAGCUAAAUGUGAGCAUUGAGGAGGUCGCGAGAGAAACGUUAGGAAGUCGAAUAGUAUAAUUUCUACUGUGUCGAAUAUUGUGUACCAAUGGAGCCAAAUCCUACGGUACCAGCUUUAGCCAGUGAACUGGCGAGGGCUGUAGAACUCAUUAUGAAUCCCACUACAUCGCCAGAAGCCCGAAAGGAAGCUUACGAAGCUUGUGAGAGCUUCAAGGACGCAUCGCCGCUUUGCGCGCAAGCUGGUCUCUUUCUCGCAAGCGGUCAUCAAUUCAGCACCAGCGUUAAACAUUUCGGUCUUCAACUGAUGGAGCAUACGGUGAAAUUCAAAUGGAACACAAUAUCACAUCAAGAGAAAAUUUUCAUUAAGGAGAGCUCGAUGCAAUUGUUACUAACUGGUGUCGGUCCAGCUGAAGACAUAAGUUUGGCGCCGUUGAAGGAUGCUCUUUCGCGUAUCAUAGUUGAGAUGAUCAAGCGCGAAUGGCCACAACAAUGGACUACAUUAUUAGCGGAACUGUCGGACGCUUGCGCUAGGGGUGAAGCUCAAACCGAGUUGGUUUUGCUGAUCUUUCUUCGUUUAGUUGAGGAUGUUGCGUUAUUGCAGACAAUCGAAUCGAAUCAACGUCGUAAAGACAUCUAUCAAGCGCUUACUCUGAAAAUGGACGAAAUCUUCGACUUCUUCCUACGCCUAAUCGAAAUGCAUGUGAACGGUUUCCGAAGCACGACAACAAUUGGAAACCUACAAAAAGCCCGUGCUCACAGUCGUGUUGUUCAAGUUGUCCUUUUAACGCUAACAGGUUUCGUUGAAUGGGUUUCCAUAACGCAUAUCAUGCGUGGCGAAGGGAAACUCCUACAAAUUCUAUGCAUUCUCCUCAACGAUAUUGCAUUUCAAAAUGCCGCGGCCGAAUGCCUGUCGCAAAUUGUGAAUCGUAAGGGUCAAGUUAAAGAUCGAAAACCGUUGUUAUAUCUGUUCGGCGAAGAGCCAAUUGAGUAUAUUUAUCGUGCUGUUGUUAUGGUACCAACGGGAGCCGUGAGCAUCGAACAUAAUUAUGCAUUUUUAAAGAAGAUCCUACCAGUUCUGAACGGCUUGAGUCAACAAUUGACGGCGCUGUGGGGAAAGGAGGAAGGCACAAUCGGACGCCCAGUUCAUUUUACUAAAUAUUUAGAAGCUGUCUAUAUCUUGACUAGACAUCCCAGUUUAACAUUAUCCCACGGUGCUGCACUGAUUUGGAACAUGUUACUGAAACAUGAGCACAUCUCCAGGGACGCACUGUUCUUAGAAUAUAUUCCGAAAGUGAUCCAAUCAAUCGGACCAAAAGUGAUAAAGAUACCUUAUCCCACUUCUCGCCCAGUGACAAUAGGAAUGGAUACGGAAUCUUACAUAAGUAUAGACUAUGACAGUGAAGAGGAGUUCACGAUAUUCUUCCACCGCUGUCGGACUGAUUUCUUAGAGAUAUUUAGACAAGCCACUUUAAUAGUUCCCCUAGUGACGUUUGCAUAUUGCGAAAAUUGGCUCAACUUAAGACUGUCCAAGGCACAUUCCGAAACAUAUACAACAUGUAGCAUUCAUGAUCCUGUGUAUAUGGAGUGGGAAGCUCUAGUUGCCGUUCUAGAUGGCGUUUUGAGUCGCAUUCUCAUGGUUUCGGAGCGACCAUCAGUAACGGCUGGCAUCCGUUUAUUGGAAGAAUGCAUCAAAAUCGAAACAUCCGAUCCGCUAGUUCUUUCCGUGAUCCUUUCAUGCAUUUCGGCUUUAUUCGUCUUUCUAAGUAUGUCAUCGUGCCAAAUUCCGGCUGGAAACAAUGCAGCAAUGACCGCAGCUACACUUAUGCGAGUCUUAAGCAAAAUCUUCGCUUCAUUGGUGUUUACUGAAAACAGUGAAUCGAAAAGUCCUCGAUCUAAGGCCGUGAAAAACUUACGACGACAUGCAGCAUCUUUGAUGGUCAAGCUCGGUCAUAAGUAUCCUCUGCUGUUGCUUCCCGUUUUCGACCAAAUUCAUGUGACUGUCAAGAACCUGAUUCAAUCUCAACAGAUUACUAAAAUGGAGGCAGUGACUUUGCAGGAGGCUCUCUUGCUAAUUUCGAAUCAUUUCUGUGAUUAUAUUCGACAAACGAGCUUUGUUAAGGAAAUUAUUGACAGUGCACAAUCGCAGUGGACGGAAUUGGCGCCAAUAUUCCGAUCACCUCCAGAUUUCAUCAAUUACAUUGGGUUAAACAAGGCUCCUAUUAUGCCAUUGGAAAGCGACCCGUGUGCUCCGAAUAGAGGAAAAAUCAUCGACGCUCUACAUAUUGUGUUGGGUGUUGUGAAACGGUGCUCGUGGCCUGAUGACCCAGAUCGUGCAUCUCGCGGAGGCUUUGUAGUUGGAAGAACGGAGUCGUACAAUCCAGUCUAUCGAAAUCCCGCCACCCCCCACGUUCUCCCACUUUUGCCAAAUAUUUUCGCGCUAUUGCGAGUACUUAAUGAACUUUUCAGUGUGGAAGCGUUAGCGAUGCUCUCGGAAGGCUACAAGAACGUGCAUGCGAUGUUGGAGCAUGAGAAGAAAGUACUGAUGGGAGUGUCGCCCGUGCUAACAGAUCCAAUGGAUCCGACUAUUAAGAAAGUUCCAACGGCGCUGGAUAAAAUGCAACAAUUUCUGACCCUGAUUUUUGAUGGUUGUUAUCAUAUGAUGGGAGCAUCAGGUCCGUCGUUGGGGAGAGAUCUGUACCAGUGGCCUACUUUGGUGAGUGAUUUGAUCGGUAGCAGCUUCUCGAGUCUCGAGCAUGUUCCCGACUAUCGUUUGCGGAGUAUUAUUCGAGUUUUUCUCAAACCAUUCGUAUACUCAUGUCCUUCUGCAUUUUAUGAGCAAGUUUUAGUUCCUGUGUUUGCACAUUUAGCUCCAAUUAUGCUUCAUCGACUGAAAGCUCGGUGGGAAUACAUCACAGCUCUGUAUGCUGCAGGCAAACUUAACGAAGAGGAUGAUACUCAAGAAGUGUUGGACGAUAUGCUCAACAGAACAUUAACUCGUGAAUAUUUGGAUGUAUUGAAAGUCGCCUUAGUGGGAGGAUCAAUUACGAUGAAUGAUCAUUUGGUGGGCAAUGCAUCUGAUGCUACGAUGGAUUUCGAAGACCAAUCGAUGGAUGGAAUGGUUCAAUCGAUGACUCGUGCGACUCAAUCGGCAAUGGCGUCCGAAGUGAUAAGUGAUUUGGGAGGGAAGCUGUUGAGAAAUCAAGCAACGUGCCAUCCAAUUGUAUUGACUAUUUUACACUCAAUAUUCUGGAACGAUGGACAAUCGAGUCUGAAGGCGGUGCAGCUAGCGGGUCCAAUUAUUCGCUUCCUAACAGCAGAGCAAUUGCUUACAGAGUGGUUGGCAACUAAUACCAUGGCGUCGGUUUUGCGGGCUCUACAAAUUCAUGGCCAACACGAAUCAAAUCAGGCAAGUCUGAUAACUCUCGGUGUACAGGUCUAUGAAAUUACACGCCCGAAAUUCCCCACAAUUAUCGCCGUAAUGCAACAGAUCCCCAGCAUCAACUUGGCCGACUUGCAGCAACUAGACGAGAAGAUUGCGCUGGGCCAAACGAAAGGAAACAAGAUCGACAAGGCGAAGAAAGAUCUAUUUAAAAAAAUCACGGCGCAGAAAACGGUUUAAAGUAGAUAAUUUCAUACGAAAAACCUCCAAUUGCAGCUAAUUGGUUGCAGCAUGAACCAACUAUUCCGCCAAGAGAUUGAAAUAGCUAACUUACCUCCAAUGAACUUGCCAUCUCGAAACCUGCAGCGGGCGACUGACAUUCUGACGAACAACGGGCAAAGUGUCGGCUUAACGGAGUUGUUUAAUCCCUCGUAAGAGAUAUUUUAUAUUUUAGCCCUAAUAACGCUUGUUCUUUAAUUUUAAUUAUUUUAAAAUCAUGAAGUUUUAGUAUUUAAUGAAUUAUCAUAAUAUAUACGCAUACAUGCAGAAUGAAGUGGAAAUGAUAUCAUUGAUAAGUGCUACCCCAUUGGCAAUUAAGUAAAUAAGAAAUCUGAACUAUGAAUUAUUGACAAUAGUUUGUGAAAAAAAGAGAUACGAAUAAAAAGUAACGUUGAUAAUAUUAUUAACAAUUGAAUAAAGUAAAAUACAAAACGCUGUACAGAUAGGAAUAAUGUGCACCCGCGCGAAAGACGAAAGAAUCAGUUCGGACGUUGGUUAUUGCUGAAUGAUUGGAGGAGGAGUGAGAGACACUGAGGACAGGCACAAAUUGUGGUCUAUUAAUCUUUGAAAAUUGCUUUUCCUUGCAACAUUUUUUUAUAAUCAUGUCGUAAUAUAACACUUAAGGUGUAGAAUUAUUUUAUAAAUGAGAGACAAGGUAACUUAAUUUGUAAAGGCACUUAUUUUGUACAAAUUAUUUAUUCAUUAUUAUUUUGGAUUUUUAUGGAAAUCGAUAGUCGGUUUGAAUUAAAAAUCUAUUUUGUUAUCAAGAA